Cladophialophora carrionii CBS 160.54 is the source of this 798-nucleotide messenger RNA. RefSeq lists its product as uncharacterized. The transcript is spliced from 2 exons. Gene Ontology annotation, biological process: transmembrane transport. The record is from RefSeq and is a predicted model, not a curated record. NCBI's taxonomy places the organism in Eukaryota, Fungi, Ascomycota, Eurotiomycetes, Chaetothyriales, Herpotrichiellaceae. Bases 1 to 798 code for a protein of 265 amino acids.
AUGAAGGGUAAAGUACCGUAUCCAAUCCAGCGCCCAGAGCAGAUGGCCAAUGAUGUACAUGGCAGGUUCGGACGCUUGUAUCGCGGGAUUGCGGUUCCAAUCCUGAUGGAAACGCCCAAAAGAGCCGUCAAAUUCUCCUCCAACGACAUCUUCACCAGGCAGUACCUGCGAUGGCUUGGGGUCCCGAAGGUGGAUCAGACCGUGGCGCUGCUUGCCGGCUCGAGUGCCGGUGCGGUCGAGGCAGUCGUGGUCACGCCGUUCGAGCUUGUCAAGGUCCGGCUACAGGACCCCGCUGCCGCGAGUCGAUACCAGUCUGUGACCCAGUGUCUGGCGCAGAUCGUCAAGACCGAGGGACUGCUCGUGCUGUACCAGGGCUUCGAGGUGACCUUGUGGCGCCACGUGGUCUGGAACGCCGGGUAUUUUGGCAGCAUCUUCAAAGUCAAGGCGGCACUACCCACGCCCACGACGGACUUGGAACAGGCAAUGACCAACUUCCUCACCGGUUCGAUCGGAGGGAGUCUGGGCACGCUGCUCAACACGCCACUGGACGUGGUCAAGACGAGAAUCCAGGCAGCCACGAGAGCGAAGGGCAUGACGGUGACGGCCAAGUAUAAUUGGGCGUUUCCGGCUUUGGUCACCGUGGCGCGAGAGGAGGGCAUUCGGGGUCUGUACAAAGGUCUCACGGCAAAACUGCUCCGGUUCUGUCCGGGAGGGGGGAUCUUGCUGGUCGCGCACAGCCAGAUCUUGAAGUUGUUUGAGGCUUCCAAUAAUGCAAAGCUGGCGAAGCAGGAUUUGUAA